UUUAGUUUAGAGAUUAGAGAUCUCCACAGUAAACAACAAGAAUGAGCAAGCGCUAAAAUCCUAUAUGAUAUUAUUUUGCCAUUAAACAUCAAUAAUCUGGACUAUGGUUGGUUCUCCAGGUUGACAGUCAUUCAAGAAUUGUUUAGUGUAAUGUGCCAAGAUGUUGGUGGAACGCUACCGACCCAUCCUGUACCUACAGUACCUCUUGCUGUUUGUGGAUCUGUUUCUGAACUCUUUCAUUGAGUUACUCAGAUUUGAAAAUGUCAUACUUCUUGUGUUACUAGUGAUCCAGGAUGUGUGUAUACUUUUUGCGGCUAUCGUCGUCUUCCUUCUCUUCUUCAACACUUUCAUCUUUCAAGCAGGCCUUGUGAACAUCCUUGUUAACAAGUUCAGGGUCACCAUCACAGUAGUGUUUGUCUACUUCUGCCUCUGUGUGGGCCUACACGUAUGGUAUAUGACAUUGAGAUGGGCAGACCCUAAUACGUGGAUCUGGGGAAAUCAAGGCAUUAGAGCACUUUUCAUCAUUCAGAGAACGGCCUCUGUGUUUUACUACUACUUCUACAAGCGAACGUGUCUGAAGCUGGCAGACCCGCGAUUCUAUCAGGACUCAGACUGGAUACAGAAAGAGUUUGAAAAGAGACGAUAGUACUUGAGUGCUUGAUCCAUGUGGAAAUAUUGAUCUGUGAUAAGCAUGCCAUUUUUAUAAUAAUGGACCAUGUAUAUAUACUACUACGCUACUUGGAUGUUUGCAUGUAUUGGAGUGUUACCUUAGAUUUGCUAUUGUGACAUAGUUAUUUAUUUUAUUGAUAUGAUUGCCGUGUACUCAUUUGAUUUUUAUGCCAACGAAGGUGGGCA
Dreissena polymorpha is the source of this 855-nucleotide messenger RNA. Its product is annotated as transmembrane protein 138-like. Bases 161 to 646 code for a protein of 161 amino acids. The transcript is spliced from 5 exons. Lineage: Eukaryota; Metazoa; Mollusca; Bivalvia; Myida; Dreissenidae. The record is from RefSeq and is a predicted model, not a curated record. Gene Ontology annotation, cellular component: cilium.